GUGACGAGCAGUAAAACAAUGUCAAGCAGGUUAGCGCUUCAUUUCGGGUUUAGAAGAUUAAAGCCCCGGUAUGACUGGCCACGGCUACAGCAGAAGUCGAUGUGUGCUACUGAUGCACAGGGCGUCUACAUCCAGGGACAAAGCCCCGAACCUCGAGUACGAGAGUACUUCUACUACGUAGAUCACCAAGGCCAGCUCUUCCUGGAUGACACGAAGCUUAAGAACUUCGUCACCUGUUUCAAAGACCAGAAGUUCCUGGUGUUCUUCUUCAGCCGUCUGCGGUUGAACCGUCUGGGCCGCUACGACCAGCACUUCCCCUACGUGUCGCCCUGCGGCCGCGAACGCAACUUCCUGCGCUGUGACGACCAGCCCGUCGUCUUCACCCACCUGCUGCCGCCUCCGUCGCCGCCGGGGGAGACGCCCGUGCCCGCCCCCGUGCCCGCGCCUGUGCCCGCGCCCCUGCUGUCCUUCUGCGGCGGCGGGGACCAGCUGGCGGUGCGGUUCCGACCCGAGGCUCUCUACAUGCAGCCCGCCAGCGGACGCCUCUACCACCCGGCGCCGGAGAGGACGGGGGGGGUCGGGUUGGUCCGGUCCGCUCUGGCCUUCGAGCUCAGCGCCAACUUCAGUUACCACGGCGACACGCCCACAAGCUUCGUGUGGGAGGGGCACACGCACAUGCUGACCAAUGAGCUCGCAGGACACUUCCGCACAGACGAGGCCGCUGAAGGGGAAGAGACUGGGACAUGAACUGUGUGUGUGAGAGUGUGUGUG
This is a messenger RNA of Clupea harengus (Atlantic herring), 771 nucleotides long. RefSeq names its product UPF0598 protein C8orf82-like (gene c23h8orf82). The record is from RefSeq and is a predicted model, not a curated record. Lineage: Eukaryota; Metazoa; Chordata; Actinopteri; Clupeiformes; Clupeidae. The coding region runs from base 19 to 747 and encodes 242 amino acids. The transcript is spliced from 3 exons.